Lycium ferocissimum is the source of this 375-nucleotide messenger RNA. RefSeq lists its product as uncharacterized. NCBI's taxonomy places the organism in Eukaryota, Viridiplantae, Streptophyta, Magnoliopsida, Solanales, Solanaceae. The transcript is spliced from 2 exons. The coding region runs from base 1 to 375 and encodes 124 amino acids. The record is from RefSeq and is a predicted model, not a curated record.
AUGAGGAUAUUUGAGAAGCAAUACAAGGAUCCAAAGAAGCUCAUCAGGGAAACUGCUCAUGAGGAAGAUUAUGCAUCUGCUAUUGUUCAGCCUCGAGUUGGAGCUGAUAGUGUGAAAAUUAACUCCUCUCUAUACCAGCUAUUGAAGCUUGAGGAAUACUUUCGAAACUCUACCGAGAAUGACCCUCAAUGUCAUUUGCAGAAUUUUGUGGAUGUGUGUGCUAAUCACAUCCAGAACAAUGUCCCACAAGAUGCUAUUCGGUUGAGGUUAUUCAAAUAUUCCUUAGCUGGAGAGGCACGAACAUGGUUUGAGAAGCUGCCCCAAAAUUCAAUUACUUCAUGGGCAGAGAUGGUGGCUGCUUUUCUCACAAAAUAG